AUGUCGCUGGGGGCGGUGUCUUUCACGCACAUCGUGAAGGCGGGGGAGCCGGCGCUGACGGCGCUGCUGUCGCUGCUGCUGCUGCAGCAGCGGUUUGCUGCUGCGAGCUACCUGGCGCUGCUGCCCGUCGUCGGCGGCGUCGCGCUCGCCUCCUGCACGCAGGUGGACUUCAGCUGGGCCUCCUUUUGCUGCGCCAUGCUCAGCAACUUGGGCAGCAGCGGCAGGGCCAUCUUGGCCAAGAAGGUCUUUGCAAACGCUGCUGCUGUCGGCUGCGACUUGAGCCCGCCCAACCUGUACGCGCUGCUCACCGUCGUCGCCUCUGCUGCUGCGCUGCCCCUCGGGGGCCCCGGGGCCCCCGCCGUCCUCCUCAAGCUGACCCAGAGCGCCGUUUGGUACUACUUGUACAACGAAGUCGCCUACCUUUGUUUGCAAAAGCUCAACCCCGUGACGCAUGCAGUUGCGAACACUUUGAAGCGCGUCUUCAUCAUCGUCGCUGCUGUCCUCGUCUUCAGGACUCCCCUGACGCCCUUGGGAGCGGCCGGCAGCGUCUUGGCCAUCCUCGGCAGCUGCUGCUGCUGCUGCAGCGGCAGCAGUGCUGCUGCUGCUGCUCUUCUCGUCUUCCAAACUCCCCGGGCUCCUCUGGCGGAGCGGCGCGGCGCGGUUCGCCCAUCACCGGUCCUCUCCUCUCUGCUGCUGCUGCUGCUGUUCGCGUCUUCCAAACGCCGCUAA
Eimeria tenella is the source of this 729-nucleotide messenger RNA. RefSeq names its product Phosphate/phosphoenolpyruvate translocator, related. Lineage: Eukaryota; Apicomplexa; Conoidasida; Eucoccidiorida; Eimeriidae. The transcript is spliced from 4 exons. Gene Ontology annotation, molecular function: antiporter activity. The record is from RefSeq and is a predicted model, not a curated record. Gene Ontology annotation, cellular component: Golgi apparatus. Bases 1 to 729 code for a protein of 242 amino acids.